Molecule: messenger RNA, 1182 nt
Organism: Dermacentor silvarum
Lineage: Eukaryota; Metazoa; Arthropoda; Arachnida; Ixodida; Ixodidae
Product: sodium/nucleoside cotransporter 2
Exons: 5
Coding region: 19-1182 (387 amino acids)
Biological process (GO): nucleoside transmembrane transport
Cellular component (GO): membrane
Molecular function (GO): nucleoside:sodium symporter activity
Source: RefSeq, a predicted model, not a curated record
ACAAGAACAAGGACGGCGAUGCACGACCUUAAGGAACAACCCGUGGCUGCCACCUCUCUGGACGCCCUCAAACCACAGAAGAGUGAUGAUCACGGUUCAAUGACGUCUCCAAGACUUCGGGCCAACAGAGUGCAUGGCGAGCUGUCGCCGCAAUCGCCUACCAUGGCGACGCAGAGCCUGGCCGAUGGCUCCCGCCCCAGCCAAGGUAUGGCGGCGCGCGGGCGUGAGACGGCAGCCGUCGACGAAGCGUUCCCGACCACGGCGUCGGCCUUGUUCGCGCCGCUGCUCAAGGGGGCCCGAAGCCGAGUGUACAUGGCCGCGGCGUGCGCCGUGCUGUACCACGCGUACCUGCUGUUCGCCCUCAUCCGCCACUGGUACGCCGACGGAGGUCCCGACUUUUGCCGCCUCGUGUGGAUCCUGGCCCUCGUCACGUUGAUCGUGCACGUAGUCCUGGUCGGACGUGCUCUGGCGCAACGCAUCGCGCCUAGGAUUUUCACUACCUCAGUGGACGCGCUGCACUUGGACAAAAGGAUGCCCGUCGUACGGGUGUGUAUUCUGGUGGUCGGCCUGUGCCUCCUGGUGUACGACGCGCGUGAUCACCUGACACGGCUGGCGUCCUUGGGUGGCAUCCUGGUGCUGCUCGCAAUUAACUACCUCCUCUCGCGCGACCGAACGAAUGUUCCGUGGAUGGUGCUGGCACGUGCCCUAACCCUUCAGUACGCUGCAGCAGCGCUGAUGCUGCGCUGGCAGGCCGGACGCACUAUGGUCGUGUGCUUGUCGCAGCACAUCGCGCGUUUCUUCGACCACGCCACAGCAGGGAGCAGUUUCCUCUUCGGGUACCUGGCCGAAGGCACCAACAUUUCCCUCAAUAGCGGAGGCCAAGUCACGAUGCUGCCGGAAGGGCGGAACAACUCCACCACGUUGUUGCCCAUACUGGCCUUCAGCGCUAUGCCGGUGAUCUUCUACGUCGGCUUCUGCGUGAACGCGCUCUACUACUGGGGCAUCAUGCAAGCCAUCGUCACUAGUCUCGGAGGCUUCCUCAACAACGUAGUUGGCUCUACCGCCUACGAGUCCAUGUGCGCGGCCGGUAACAUGCUGUUCGGACUGGUACGGGAGCACUGUGAUCGUAAUAAGUCUAGUCUUAAAAACAAAAAUUAUUUGCAGCACAAGAAAAGACGCUAA